This is a messenger RNA of Darwinula stevensoni, 2548 nucleotides long. The record is from the annotation of a GenBank genome assembly. Lineage: Eukaryota; Metazoa; Arthropoda; Ostracoda; Podocopida; Darwinulidae.
AUGGCGCCGACCUUCAUGCUCACGUGGAAUACGUCGGCCUCAAUCAGCCUCAAUAUAUUUGGGCCUAAGACUUGAGGCCGGGGCAUUAAACCAAAGUGUGAUUUUAAUGGAGGGGGAUGACGAUGACUUCAACGAUGGUGAUGUCAUGUUUGGACGGUGCCAUCCCGCUGAUGCCUUGGCUCCAGCUGGAAACCGGUCUACUCUGGCAUCCCUCUUUGCUGAUGAUUCUGGAGAUCACAUGAAUGAAGCUUCUCAAGUUCCAUUGACUUAUCAAGCACCAAUCCAGCCAAAGGCAGCUUCUCAGAUGGUGCCAAAAGUGCAAGAUAAUUCUGGUGAUUCCAAGUCUCAUCAAAGGAGCUCAAUGAGCCCCAUUUGUGCUCUGUCUGUGACAGUUUACCGACACAAGAGUUCUGGGGCACACAAUGAAGGAAAAGCAGGCUUGGUUUUGCUUGGUGAUCACAAGGUGCAUUCAUAUCAAGUUGUUACCUACCGGACCAAGCAGGACAUCCUGUACCGGAUGGCAGUUUCUCCUUCCAGUCAUAUCUCAGUCCAUGAUGCCAGAUGGCUUCAAGUUGUUGAUGAAACUAGUACUGUUUGGUCUAUGUUGAUUGAAGAUUCUGAACAGCUGGAGAAAUUCUGCAAACAUUUUCUUGUAGCCAAAUACUUUUGCUCUGGAUGUAACCAAGAUGGUGUCAUCAUGGAUUUGGGGCAGAAGGAAAAUGCUGAUACUGUCUCUGCUCAUAGUAUGGUUGAAGUGCAGUACACUGUCUGGGGGAUUGAUGGAUGCCAGCUGAAUGAGACAGCAGCCUGUGACUCAACUGCAAAGUUCAAAAUGGGAAAAGGGGAGAGUCCAUGGCACUUGGAAUCUGCCCUUGUAGGAGCAGUGAAGGGAAUUCCUAGGAUCAUUAUCAUUCAAAGUUCAAAUGAUGUCACCACAAAGAAUUUUGAUCAAAACAAAGAAGACGGCAUCUCCUCAGUUUGCAUUCGAGUUACUGUCACUCGAGUGAAAGCAAAAAAUUCAUCCAAAAUUCAAUCGGAGCCUGGAACUGGACUAUUGAACAUUCCUGAUGUUGCUUUGCCAGAUAGAGGUAACUGUGAGGGUGGCAGAGACAAUGCUGAAAGUGUGUCAGUGUCUGAAGCAUCAGAAAAGACAAGCAAAGAGAAAGCUCAGCUUCUUGCAAGAGUAGCUAAAAUGGGAGGCCAACCAGUGGUCCCCAUGAUUCCUCCCAGUUCUGGCUUUGUCUGUAACUCCCGUCAAGAGGCUUCAGUUACCCAGGAACAACCUCAAAGCCUGAAUGGCAAUGAGGAACAUGUUGCAGGAGACCAGCCUGAAUAUAUAUCUGAGCCAUGGAUUCAGUUAGAGGAUGUCAGAUCAAGUUCUGUAUCUUAUGGGCCAGAAGAUAAUCAAUUUCCAUCACCUUCUUAUAACUACUGGCCAGAUCAUCUUGUUCUUGCACACCUGGUAUCACCCCAAACUCUUUCAGGGCCAGUGAAUCCCAUUUUCAGUCAGUUUGUGUCUGACAUGCAGAAGAGUAACAGAUGUAUUCAGAGUUCCAUAGAUCAACUGGUUGGGAAGGUUGAUGUUAUGUCUCAUCAGAUGAAUGUUCUGCAGAGAGUUGUUGGUCAUCUGUGCAUCCAAGCCCAUCCUGAGUAUCCUCCUCUUCUCAGACCAACUACAACAAUGGGACCCCGUCCGCCACUUCUCACGCCACGUCCCAGCCUUCCUAGCAGGGCACGCUUGCAUGGUCAUCCAGAUGGUUUUCAAAGACAGAGCUUUCCAUCAAUGACUGAGCAGUCUCCUGAUACUACCACAUCUGCAUCUGCAUUCUUGGACAACAUUCAACUGCUAGAGGAGAAUGUAAGGCUGAAGAGUCUCCUGCAAACUAUCGCUCGACCAUCUGACUCCAGCUAUAAGGACCACAUGCAAGACAUUAUUCAGGAGUUCCAGAAAGAGAUUUCUGACCUCAAGAAGAAAAGCAAACUGCUGGAAGAAGAUAGGGAAAAGCUUGCAAAUGCACACAAGGAUAUUGUAGAACAACUCAAAGAUGCUGCCAUAGAGAAGCAGAAAUUACUGAAGGCAAAAGAGGACAUGGAACAGAAAUUGCAAAUGACUGAAUGCUCAAAGCAAGAGCAAGAACUUGCUGAGAAGAAACAAGACCAGAAUUCAUCUGAGGAAAUGAUGAAAAUGCUCAGUGCCUUGUACAAAGUGCUGAAAACCAAAUUCCCUGAUGAUGAAACUUUCAUGGGAAAGGCAGUGAAAGACAGCAUCAUUCAAGGUAUUAGGGAUUUCACUGUGAAGCUAAUUGGAGGAAGUGACUAACUUCUUGGUGCAGUCAUAACACCUGUGAUUUUUUAAUUUCCAUUGCUAUGCUUGUAACUUCAGGUUAGACCAGAAAGACUCAUGCUCCAUUUUUCUCUUUUAGUGCAGCAGAUCAUGCUUGCAGCAUCAUUUUAUACAUAAGGCUAUAUGGUACAGAAAACUUGGUGAUACAUUUUUUGUCCCAUGGAUGCCACACUUCCCAAGAUAUUCUUAUUCUUACAUUCCAUG